GAAAGACUUCAUUCCAGAUAACUUACAGAACGUGAAGGAAUUGUUAUGAGCCCACCAAAAUUGACCGAGCCACUGACCAGGGGAUGGACACUGACGGAUGGGGCUUUGUCGCUUAUCGCCAGUGAGGCAUGGGCUGCCAGUCGGCAAAUCUACCGAGCUGUGAAGAAGACUGAUCUGCACAGGUCUUCUUGGUUGUCUGAUAAGGGAGACUGCAGUGCUUACCUCAAACUUGAAAAUGACCAGGUGACAGGAUCUUUUAAGGCACGAGGAGCCACGCAUAAGGUCUUAUCGUUGGAACUAGACGCUGUCAGGAGAGGACUUGUCACAUGCUCCUCCGGCAAUCAUGCGCUGGCAUUCCUGCAUGCCUGCAGCUUACUGCCAUCUCUGAGGGGUCCAGAAUGGAGCACAAAGCCUCUGAUAUACCUUCCAAAGACGGUCAGCAGCGCAAAGGCCAGCAGGCUGAGGGAGCAAGGGGCGCAGCUGGUGUUGCACGGCGAUGACUCAGUGGAAGCUGAGAGGGAGGCGCGGCGAGCGGCUGCCGAAAGGAGAAUGACCUACGUCAGCCCUUACAAUGACCCCCAGGGCACGAUAGCGUUGGAGCUGCUGAGUCAGCUGCCUUCUGGACAGCUGGACGCCGUGUUUGUGCCCGUUGGCGGCGGCGGCCUCAUCUCAGGAAUCUCCAGCGUGUUGGCUGCGGUGCGGCCGAGGGUGAGAGUGAUCGGGUGCCAGCCGGCCAACUCGUGUGUGAUGAUGGAAUGCGUUCGCGCCGGCCGCAUCCUAGACCUGCCCAGCAGAAACACCCUCUCUGACGGCACUGCAGGGGGCGUGGAAGAAGGGACUGUGACUUUUCAGCCGUGCUGUGAGUUGGUGGAUGAUUGGGUGACGGUGGAGGAACAUGAGAUUGCUGGGGCCAUGGUGGGGCUAAAGGAGGCAGAGGGUAUUUCUGUGGAGGGGUCGGCUGGGGUGAGCCUGGCAUGUUUCUUGAAGACACAGGAGCAAUGGCGAGGGAAGAGCGUUGCCAUUGUGUGCUGCGGUGGCAACAUCUCCGAUGCAACCUAUGCCAAGGCGGAGCAGCUGGCUCGGACGUAGACACUCAAUUGAAAAUUGGCCACUGACUUCUAUUAUUACCCAGACAGCUCAGGCAGUGACUGACUCGGGCACUUGCAGCACACAUAAUGUACACUUUAUGUGCAUUAUUACACAAUGCGAUACUGUAAGUAAUGCUGAUGUCAGCAUCAUACUUUUACUGUGCAUUACCAGUGCGGCACCUGAGCAAAAACUGAAAUAUUGCACUCAAGUACACACAGGCUGGCCUUCUUUAUAAACUAAAGCUGACAGAACCAAGCAUGCUGCAUCCUCAUGCGCUGGAUACAUUGUCAUAUUCCUGAACGAUUUGAAGGGGCAAGGACCUGCAGGAACUAUUUACAAUGUUCACACGUUCCUGGUGGUUGUUUAUGCCCUGACUCACAUGUCUUAUUUCAGUAUCACGGCAGGUGUGGGUUCACUCCCUGUAGACUCCCAUGGUUCAAGAGUGUUCCGGGUACUGCGAAUGGCUGGUACACGAAAGCAUAGGAUUGCCUUAUCCCAAGACAUUGCGAUUGCUGUUAAGUGGCUGUUUUUCU
Molecule: messenger RNA, 1622 nt
Organism: Coccomyxa subellipsoidea C-169
Lineage: Eukaryota; Viridiplantae; Chlorophyta; Trebouxiophyceae; Coccomyxaceae
Product: serine racemase-like protein
Exons: 8
Coding region: 46-1089 (347 amino acids)
Biological process (GO): L-threonine catabolic process; L-serine catabolic process
Molecular function (GO): pyridoxal phosphate binding; threonine deaminase activity; L-serine ammonia-lyase activity
Source: RefSeq, a predicted model, not a curated record